AUGAAGGAGGACAAGCGUCCGUCGCAAUGGCGCGAGAUCUUAUCCGCCGGGGUGGACGGGUGGUCCUCGUUCAGCGACACGUGUUCGGACGAACCGAACGAGAAAGAUCGAGGGAAUAACAACAUCACGACGAGCAAGAGCGGUUUGGAAGUCCAGCAGCAACAACAUCAACAAACGAAUCAUCAUCAUCAUCAUCAAAAAGAGAAAUCGUACCCGUCGUUGGACGUGCACUGGAAGCAAGAACGAAGGGACAUCGAGUGGCAGUGUUUAUGGCUCGAGUUACGUCUGAAAGAGUUGCAAUCGCACAAGAAUAGGUACGAGAAAAAGUUGAAAUUGUUGGAUGAAAAUGCGGCUGCUGGAGGAGACAAGGAAAGAACGAGCAAACCGAAAUCGAAAAACGGGAAGCUGGCAAAGAUGGUGGUGUUUAACGAACAUCCGCUUUUUGAUCCAAUUCGAAGACGACGGGAGAAGAUUUUGAAGAAAAGGAAAUUGAUGACGAGUGAUGAGGACGACGACAAGGAAAAGGACGGCGAGGACGCGAAGAUGGCGACGGAGGUACCGGACGAGGACGGGAAAUCGAACAAGAAGGCGAAGACCGACGACGACACGUCGAAAGAACACAAAGGGAAUAAGUCCGGGUCGGGUGGUGAUUCGGACGUCUCCAACACCGUCAUGCACGAAAAAUGCGAGGAUUUGAAAAAGCGCUGUUUAGGUUUGAUGCAACGAUUAGGGCAACCGCCGCCGAUUUUUACCUCGAAUCAAGGCUCCGGCGGGGGCGCGAAAGGAGGGAAAGGUGGUGGCGGUGGCGGUGGUAGCGGCCGCGGAAAUAGAAAUGGAAGGAAUAGAAACAGGAACUAUCCGCACGGCGGUGGUAGUGGUGGUAACGCCGGUGGAGCUGGUUCAGGAAAAGACGGAAACAACGACACCAAUAAAGCCGAAGCUGGAAACAACAACAACAACACUAGAAAACACAUGUCGCGAAAGACGGACGAGUACGAUAUUAACAACGUCGUCGGUGAUAUCGUUGGUGCGAAAUACGUCGAGCGCGCGUUGCACGAAGACAUCAACACGCCUUCGGUACGAGUCGUGACGACGUUUACCAUGUCUGUAGAAGAAUUGAGAAGACUGAAUAACAUGGACGCGGCGGCGACCGCGGACGCGAAAAACAAAGACGGCGACGACUCCUCGGAUGAAGACAUCUCGGACGAAGCGUUCGCUACUCGACACGCCAAGUACGAAGUCAUGGAACGAAAUGCGCGCAUGCCUCUCGAACUGUUGAAGAAAGCCGAAAGAGAAAAGAACGGCGGUAAAUCGCCGAGAGGACGAAAAGCAAACAAACCGUCUUCAGUCUCGAAAUCCAACUCUGGAAACGAGGACGAGAAACGAGCGGUGAAAAGAUCGGUCGAUUUAAACGCCAUCCACGCCUCCGCGCCGGUCGUUUUAUCCAAAAAAGGCGGGGACGCACCGCGUGCCUCCGAAUCGAAUUCCGACUCUCCCAGCGACGGCAGCGCCGAGCUGAACGAAGACGUGGUCAGAGAAAUUUUACGAGCGUCGUGA
This is a messenger RNA of Bathycoccus prasinos, 1557 nucleotides long. RefSeq lists its product with no specific name. The transcript has a single exon. The record is from RefSeq and is a predicted model, not a curated record. Bases 1 to 1557 code for a protein of 518 amino acids. Lineage: Eukaryota; Viridiplantae; Chlorophyta; Mamiellophyceae; Mamiellales; Bathycoccaceae.